This is a messenger RNA of Colletotrichum spaethianum, 3204 nucleotides long. Its product is annotated as ER degradation-enhancing alpha-mannosidase-like protein 1. The record is from RefSeq and is a predicted model, not a curated record. Bases 1 to 3204 code for a protein of 1067 amino acids. Gene Ontology annotation, biological process: mannose trimming involved in glycoprotein ERAD pathway; carbohydrate metabolic process; endoplasmic reticulum mannose trimming. The transcript has 2 exons. Gene Ontology annotation, molecular function: calcium ion binding; mannosyl-oligosaccharide 1,2-alpha-mannosidase activity. Lineage: Eukaryota; Fungi; Ascomycota; Sordariomycetes; Glomerellales; Glomerellaceae. Gene Ontology annotation, cellular component: membrane; endoplasmic reticulum.
AUGCUAUCGCAACUACUUGCCCUGGCUCACCUUUGUCUUUUAUGGCCUCUAGCCGUGUCCGCAAUCAGCCCUGUCCGCCUCGCCGAACUUCGCAACGCAACUACACAGGUCUUCCACCAUGGCUGGGACAACUACAUGCGCAUUGCCUUCCCAGAGGACGAGCUGCGCCCAAUCUCCUGCACCCCACUGACGCGCGAUCCCGCGAACCCCGGAAACUACGACCUCAACGAUGUCCUUGGGAACUACUCCUUGACCCUCAUCGAUAGCCUAUCGACUUUGGCGAUCCUCGCAGGAACUCCCUCCGAUCACAACACUGCUGUGUGGGCUUUACAGGAAUUCCAGCAGAGCGUGGCGGCUUUCGUUGAGUACUACGGUGACGGCAGACAAGGCCCUUCCGGAGAAGGGCGAAGAGCACGGGGGUUCGAUCUUGACAGCAAAGUCCAGGUCUUCGAGACGGUCAUCAGAGGGGUCGGUGGUCUACUGAGCGCACAUCUUUUUGCCGUUGGAGAGUUGCCGAUACCGGGAUACAACCCAGGCCAUGUCUUGGAUGAGGACGAGGAAUCAGAUCCAUUGGAACUGCACCCUAUAUCCUGGCCGAACGGCUUCAAGUACGAUGGUCAACUCCUGAGGCUAGCCUUGGAUCUCGCGGAACGACUACUCCCUGCUUUUUACACAAAGACAGGUCUUCCAUACCCUAGGGUCAACCUGCGACAUGGUAUUCCGUUUUACGUCAAUUCCCCGCUACACAAGGUCUCCCGCGAUGACCCAGACUCGCCUCGAACUACAAACGAGAAAACAGAUACGUGCAGCGCCGGCGCAGGAAGUCUUGUUUUGGAGUUCACCGUUCUCAGUCGACUCACGGGCGAUCCGAGAUUUGAGCAGUUAGCCAAGCGGGCGUUUUGGGCAGUCUGGAAAGCCAAGAGCGAAAUUGGUCUCAUCGGGAAUGCCAUUGACCCUGAAAAGGGCGAAUGGGUUAGCUUUGACUCGGGUAUAGGUGCCGGCGUUGACAGUUUCUUCGAGUAUGCUUUGAAAAGCCAUAUCCUGCUGUCGGGUCAUGAGCUCCCCAACGUCACAAUAUCAGAGCCACCCACGGACCGACAAUGGCUCGAUCCCAACACGUUGCACGACACGCCGCUGACCCCGGAAGAGAACUCUGCGGGGGCUUUUCUGGAGGCAUGGCAUCAUGCACAUGCGGCGAUCAAGCGUCAUUUGUACAACGAUGCUCAUCAUCCGUAUUACAUGACGGGUCACCGGACCCGUGGGUAUGCUUUUACGAGCUGGAUUGACAGUCUCGCGGCGUUCUAUCCCGGUUUGCUUGCCAUGGCUGGCGAAGUUGAAGAGGCAGAGGAAGCCAACUUGCUCUACACAGCCCUCUGGACUCGCUAUGGUGCUUUGCCCGAGCGAUGGUCUGUACGCGAUCGACAGGUCGAUUCCGGCAUUGGCUGGUGGCCUGGUCGGCCCGAGUUCAUCGAGUCGAACUACUACUUGUAUCGUGCUACGAACGACCCUUGGUACGUGCACGUUGGGGAAAUGGUCCUUAGUGAUAUCAAGAGGCUGUGUUACACAAAGUGCGGUUGGUCCGGGUUACAAAACGUCGACACAGGGGAGAAGGCCGACCGCAUGCAAAGCUUUUUCCUGGGUGAAACCACCAAGUACCUGUACUUGCUUUUCGACCCAGACCACCCUCUGAACAAGCUUGAUGCUGCUUAUGUUUUUACAACCGAGGCGCAUCCUCUGAUAAUCCCUCGACGGAAGACAAAGCCAAAGAAGAAGCAGAAGUCCCGCCAGUGGGCCAAGGGCGUCAACGUCUACUAUGACGAAAACUUCACAAACACUUGCCCUGCUCCGGUAAAACAAGUACCCUUGACCGGAUCGGUUCUCGCCGCGCGAGCAGACGUCUUCCACGCGGCAAGUUUCGUCAACCUUCAUACCAUAUCCAACCCGAGGAGUGGGGUGGAGUUUGUUCCUGCCGGCAAAGGAAGCAAUGGCUCAAUCUCCAGAUACAAGGCAAACCAUACAUUUUUUCCCUGGACAUUGCCACGGUCUCUCAUUCCCGACAACGGUACUUGCGCGGCGUUACCUUUCAAGCCUACACUCAUCAUCGAGUUUCCAUCAAGUAUUCAGCAGGGCAGUGUCGGCAGCGCUUUUAACAACCUCUUUGCUAAUACUGCCGCCUUCAAAACACCGGUCGGCGUCAGAAUAUCUGCUCUUAGCGGGCUGAAAGUCCACUUCGUUCAGGAGGACACAUUCGACUCUGCAUACGAUCAUACCUGGCGGGUUACGCAAGUUAACCACAUGCCCCUGGGGCGGGAUGAACCUGUCCACAUCGACGCAGACCUCCUGAAUGGGAUCUCCGACCCUCUCUUCAACCGUGUUCGGUACAAUGGAUUCAUUGAACUCAUAAUGAUGCAUGGAGAGCCAGAGGAGCGUAAUGCCAGCGCUCCAGUGCCCGCUGAGGGACUUGAAGUCGAAAUUGGUGACCUCGACGAUCAGGUUCAGCUUACCGAAGAGGCCAGGUCUGAGCUUGCGGAAGACCAGGCUGCGGGGAAGAGCAUGAACACUGCGUAUCGGUCCAUGCUCAAGUCCAUGAUCCGCGCUGUCACGUCGGUCUUUGAUCCUACCAAUACUCCGGCGCCUCGUCCCGCAGGAACUCAGGCGAAAUUCCAUGUCGAGAGUUAUAUGGGGGCUUUGGCUGUGGGUAAGGGGGCUGUUCCACUCCCUGAUAUCCCCGACGCAUCCAUCCCCACCGACGAUGUUCCUCCAAAUCUCCAGUGGCAGACAGUCUACCGCGCAGGUUUUGGCUGCGACGGCCGCCUGCCGGACGAGGCGCCCCGCCAUCAUCAAGUCAUUGUCAUGCGCCGUGGGGGUUGCUCCUUUAGCGAGAAGAUCGCCAACAUCCCCUCCUACACGCCCUCAGCGCGCUCCCUCCAGCUCGUUAUUGUUGUCGAUGAGGACGAGCUCGAGAACAACUACGUCUUCAGCGCCCCAGACAUGUGGGAGUAUGAGAUGAUCAAGCCUCAUCUCGACGUCGAGCAGAUUACGCCGGCAGGACUGCGGCGGCCGCAUCCCAUUGCCAUGGUGAUGAUUCGCGGCGGCGGACCCGAGGCGUACGAGAAGUUCGGAAAUGCUCUGGGGGUGGGCGUCCGUAGGAAGUACUUCAUUGAGACGCAAGGACGGAGGGUGGACAACAUCAUUGUCCUUUGA